UUCUCAGUCCUAUGCUCAGAGACCAAAAAUGGAGCUCAGUGGCUUUACAACCUCCCCAAAUUGUCUUCAAUUCAAGGCUUCUCUUCUCUGUCCUUCUUCCCCAUCUCUUCCUCUCAACACUUUUCUUCUAUCCACAAACAGAGUCUUCACUUGUCACAAACUAUCAUCUUCUUCCCACCAAUUCUCCGUUUCCCAAUCCCAAUCUUCAAGAGCUUCGAACUUCUCCCUAUCUGCAGCAUCAUCUGCCACUUUCAACACCGUGCAAGACCAACUUCCGGCGGAUAUCGAUGUUGCAGAAACCCUAGAAUCCAAUUCCAGAGUUAAAUUGACAGUAGAAGUUCCACCUGCAGUUUGUGAGGAUUGUUACAAAAAGGUCUUAAGUGAGUUUAUGAAGAAGGCAAAGGUCCCUGGAUUUCGUGCAGGAAAGAAAGUUCCAGAAUAUAUCCUAAUAGAUUAUGUAGGAAAGAAGAAUGUUCAGAAGGCUACAAUUGAAUCUAUUUUGAAGAGGACCCUUCCUCAUGCCAUGCCUUCAGUGACUGGAAGGGCUUUAAAAGACUCCAUCCGCAUUGUAACCAAAUUCUCUGACAUGGAGAAAACCUAUUCAUCUCUAAACUCUCUGAGAUAUGAUGUCAUUGUAGAUGUGGCACCUGAGGUUAAAUGGAUUCCAGAGGAUGGAUACAAGAAUUUGAAUAUUAUCGUUGAGAUAGACAGUGAAAUAGAUGCUCACAAAGCUUCUGAACAAGAAUUAAGACGUCGUUACAAGUCUCUAGGUUUGCUCAGAAUUGUAACUGACAGAGGCCUACAGAUUGGUGAUGUUGUAGUUCUUGAUAUAUCAGCAACAACAAUUGAUAAAGAUGAAUCAAAUGUUCAAAAGAUUCCUUCUGCAGAAAGUAAAGGUUUUCAAUUUGAUACGGAGGAUGGAGAUAAAAUCCUCCCUGGUUUCCUGGAUUCAAUAAUCGGAAUUCGACCGGGUGAAACAAAGUCUUUCCCUUUUGUUUUUCCUGAAUCGUGGAAGCAAGAAAAUCUUCGUGGUGUUCAUGCUCAAUUUAGUAUUGAAUGUAAGGAACUAUUUUAUCGAGAUCUCCCAGAGUUGGAUGAUUCCAUUGCUGAUAAGCUUCUUCCUGGAUGCACUACCCUUGAGCAGGUCAAGGAAUCAUUACUACAGAAGUUUCUAGAAGUGGAGCAAAUGGCAAAAGAACAAGCUACAGAUAAUGCAAUUCUGGACCAGCUCAGGAAGAUGAUUGAAGUUGAUAUUCCUCAAUCCCUAUUUGAGGAACAAGGUAGGCAGCUUUACGGUGCCAAGCUUCUACAAAUGCAGGCAAAUAUGAAACUGAAUGAACAACAGUUGGCAUCGCUAUCAAGUCCAAAAGCCGUAAACACUUACCUGGAAAACCAGAAGGAGAAUAUAACAAAUGUAAUCAAGCAAAAUCUGGCAGUUGGAGACAUAUUUAAACGUGAAAAUUUGCAGUUUUCAACUGAGGAGCUGAUGAAGGAGGUCGAGAACUCCAUAGCUGAAUUCAAACGUCAUAAACAAGACUAUGACGAGGAACGUGUGAGCGAACAGGUGCAAGAGAUACUAGAGGGAGCAAAAGUACUAGAAUGGCUGAAAGAACACGCGAAGAUCGAGUAUGCAACUCGAUGAUACACGAAAAGAGAUGAGAGUUCACAUUCCUUGCAGAAACUAGGAUAGGAAAUUUUUGGAAACAGCUCUGUUCCCCGUUGAGGUUCGUUCUCCUCGGCAAGAAAAACAAUUACUAUGAUCGAUCAUGUCUGUCUUAGGUAAGGGAUCACAUUUCUUGUAGAAGAAAAUCCAGUAAUUUAUGACUUAAAAAGAGUUUUAGGGAUUACUUGUGUUGUUAGUAGUUUUUGCUGUGUAAUUUAAACAAGGUGACAUGGAUUCAAUAUGAAGCAUGCAGUUGAUGUUGAUCUUCAUAUCCUCCUCAGCUUUAAUGAAUCAUUUCCUCCUUGAACCAACAGAA
Molecule: messenger RNA, 1979 nt
Organism: Diospyros lotus (date-plum)
Lineage: Eukaryota; Viridiplantae; Streptophyta; Magnoliopsida; Ericales; Ebenaceae
Product: trigger factor-like protein TIG, Chloroplastic
Exons: 13
Coding region: 29-1642 (537 amino acids)
Biological process (GO): protein unfolding; protein transport; 'de novo' cotranslational protein folding
Molecular function (GO): protein folding chaperone; peptidyl-prolyl cis-trans isomerase activity; ribosome binding
Source: RefSeq, a predicted model, not a curated record